This is a messenger RNA of Vicia villosa (hairy vetch), 414 nucleotides long. RefSeq lists its product as uncharacterized. The record is from RefSeq and is a predicted model, not a curated record. The transcript has a single exon. Bases 1 to 414 code for a protein of 137 amino acids. NCBI's taxonomy places the organism in Eukaryota, Viridiplantae, Streptophyta, Magnoliopsida, Fabales, Fabaceae.
AUGGCCGGAAGGAAUGAUGUUGCAAUUGUUGCUGCUUUGGAGGCUAUGGCUCAUGCUUUAGAGAAUCAACCGAACGCUGAUGAGAAUGCUGGAUCUCGUAGUUUGGCGACUUUCCAGAGGGAGAAUCCGCAUACCUUCAAGGUCACCUAUGAUCCUGAUGGCGCGUUGACAUGGUUGAAGGAGAUUGAGAGAAUCUUCCGUGUGAUGGAUUGCACUCAAGCACAGAAGGUUCGAUAUGGAACUCAUAUGCUGGUAGUCGAGGGCGAUGACUGGUGGUUAGAUACUCGUCAGAGAUUGGAGACUGCAGGUGAGGAGAUCACUUGGGUCGUAUUCCAUAGGGAGUUUAUGAGGAAGUAUUAUCCUGAAGAUGUUCGAGGGAAGAAGGAAAUUGAAUUUCUCGAGCUGAAGCAGUGA